This is a messenger RNA of Cheilinus undulatus (humphead wrasse), 1887 nucleotides long. RefSeq names its product beta-1,3-galactosyltransferase 1. Gene Ontology annotation, molecular function: N-acetyl-beta-D-glucosaminide beta-(1,3)-galactosyltransferase activity. Gene Ontology annotation, cellular component: membrane. The record is from RefSeq and is a predicted model, not a curated record. NCBI's taxonomy places the organism in Eukaryota, Metazoa, Chordata, Actinopteri, Labriformes, Labridae. The coding region runs from base 160 to 1359 and encodes 399 amino acids. The transcript has 2 exons.
UUGAGGUGCAGUGAAGGAAGGAUCAGGGCUGAAUGUUGGGAGGGCUGCUUCUGCUCCAGAGAGAUGAGAGUCCAACAUGAUGGAGAAAGGCCUGCUAAUGUUUCCUGAUCUCUGACUGUGAGGACGGCUGCUCACACCUGAAGCCGGGAGACUUUCAACAUGUUGGAGAGCGGCUCUGCUAACAGAGGACUGAGUGUCCCUCCCCAUCAGACCAGGGUGGAUGUUGGUGCGUCGCCUGAGAGCAGGAGAUGGUGCGGACUGUCACGGCGUCACUGCCUCUUCUUCAUCCUUGUUUUGGGAGCGGUUUUAUUUGUCUACAGCACAAAUGUGAAAGGAAUACCUGACUGGAGCUCUCAGUGGUGGACAAACCAGAACACAAAAAAAUGGUGGAUUCCAUACCAGAGACCAGCACCCUCUGGUGUCAGGAUCACCGCUAACGAUCUCUCGCCAACAGCAGAGGUGACGACCAUCACGACUCCUAAGAACACGACUAUCCCCCCAACCCCGCCCCCCUACAAAUCUCCAGGACCGUACUUAGUGGAGUACCCCUACAAGUACCACUUCAUCAUCAAUGAGCCACACAAAUGCGUGCAGCAGAAACCCUUCCUGGUCCUCAUUGUUCCCGUGGCGCCCAACAACAGGGCGCACCGCGACAUCAUCCGCAGCACGUGGGGGAGUGAGCGCCUGGUCAUGGACAAAAUUGUGGAGCUGUUCUUCCUGCUGGGGCGGCAGAGCGGGGAGGGGACAGAACAGCUCCAGGAACAGCUGCUGCAGGAGAGCAAAGAGCACCGAGACCUGAUCCAGAGCGACUUCACGGACUGCUACAAGAACCUGACCAUCAAGACCAUGGUGAUGCUGGAGUGGCUGGACUCGUACUGCUCUGGCUCCUCGUACGCCAUGAAGAUCGAUUCAGACAUGUUUCUGAACGUGCCCAAACUCAUCAGCAUGCUGAGAAACGCCCCAAAGACAAACUACCUGACCGGACUGGUGGCAAGAGGAGGCGCUGUCCUGAGAGACAAAAGAUCCAAGUGGUACGUCCCGGCGUCUAUCUACCCCCAUCCCUAUUACCCACGGUAUGCUCUGGGCCUGGGCUACGUUUUCUCUUUGGACCUUCCUAAAAAGCUGGUGGAGGCUUCCAAGUUCAUUAGAGCUCUCUACAUUGAAGAUGUGUAUUUAGGGCUGUGUAUGCAGUACCUACACAUCCCCCCCACAGACCCUCCAGACUGGGGCUACUUUCAGGUUUUCCCUGUGAGGUACAGCCGCUGUGCGUACUCCAGACUAGUAGCCACCACAACAGCUAAAAACCUGGAUCGUAUGUGGGCUUGGAAAGACUUUAAAAAACCUGGACCCUUCUGCUGAUCUGGAAUCAUGAGAAGGCUGAGUGGAGACUGUAGUACAUAACUGGGCUGCUCUUUGUGGGGGUGUAGAGAUGUCACAUUAUCAGGGAUUAAACACACUUUUGGGCAUUCAGAUACCGAGCUGAUGCCUCUUUAGUCCGUGCGUCUGAUGCCAGAACGUACCGUCCCUCCUCUGAUUCUAACAACAGCCCAUACAUCCUGUCUGUGGCUCUCGGACGUCAGGAUGACUGAGGGCCGAUUAACACGAAGCUAAGAGGCUAACGACUUUCUCCCUCAGGUUACAGAGCUUUAAAAAACAAAGGGACUAUUUAGCAAUGCAAGCCUGUUUGGUCCUAGUUAAACUGGAAUAACAACUAAAGUUGUGAAGUUUAGUUCACAGGCAAGCCAGUUCUAAGAGCAGGUUCCUUUUAUGAAGGACAGGGUUACCAGUGGUUCUCAACCUUGGAGUCAGGAUGCCCUUGGGGGUCGCAAGACACUGAGGGGUCACCAGAUACUAUAAAAAAACAAACAAUAUACAGUGCUUAACAAA